Messenger RNA from Cannabis sativa, 2136 nucleotides. RefSeq names its product 4-coumarate--CoA ligase 1. Gene Ontology annotation, molecular function: CoA-ligase activity. The record is from RefSeq and is a predicted model, not a curated record. Lineage: Eukaryota; Viridiplantae; Streptophyta; Magnoliopsida; Rosales; Cannabaceae. The coding region runs from base 246 to 1898 and encodes 550 amino acids. The transcript has 5 exons.
CAAUUUUAAAUUAUUAUUACUUUUUUUCUUUCCCAAUUCUCCUUUUACACACAAUAAUGUUUUCCCCAUUCUACCCCUUUCACCAACCGCACUAUCCAACCAACUAAAAAAACUUCAACUAUAUCAUCACCUCCCCAAUCCACCAUAGCUCCUUGGGGCCUCAAUCCAUUUCCCAUAACACAAACACAACACAACACUUAACAUCGAUCAAUUCUCUUCAUCUCAUCAUCAUCAUCAUCAAAAAAAUGGCACUAGUUACCGAAAUAACAAAGCAAGAACAACAACAAGACAUAAUAUUUCGAUCAAAGUUACCAGAUAUUUACAUCCCAAAACACCUCCCAUUACACACAUAUUGCUUUGGCAACAAAACACAACACGACCUAUCUCACCCCUGUCUCAUCUACGGCCCCACAGGCCAAGUUUUCACCUAUGCCGAAGUCGAUCUCACCGCCCGAAAACUCGCCUCCGGUCUCAACAAGCUUGGAGUCAAACAAGGCGACGUAGUAAUGGUUCUCCUCCCUAAUUCACCAGAGUACGUCUUCACCUUCUUAGGAGCUUCAUAUCGUGGCGCCAUGACAACAGCCGCCAACCCUUUCUUCACAGCUGCAGAGAUUCAAAAACAAGCCAAAGCUUCCAAGACUAAGCUUAUAGUGACUCAAGCUUCUUACUACGACAAAGUGAAGGAUUUGGAUCAAGAAGGAUUGGUCAAAUUCGUUUGCGUUGACUCCCCUGUUCCUGAAGGUUGGUUUCAUUUCUCCGAGCUUUGUAAUAAUUCAGAUGAGAACGACAUGGGUGAGGUUGAAAUAAGCCCAGACGACGUCGUUGCGUUGCCUUACUCGUCUGGAACGACUGGUCUUCCUAAAGGGGUUAUGUUAACGCAUAAGGGUCUUGUGACUAGCGUGGCUCAACAAGUGGAUGGUGAGAAUCCCAAUUUGUAUUACAGCAAAAACGACGUCGUUUUGUGCGUGCUUCCUCUGUUUCAUAUCUAUUCUUUGAACUCGGUCAUGCUUUGUAGUCUUCGUGCUGGGGCUACGAUUUUGAUUAUGCCGAAAUUUGAGAUUGGUUCUUUGCUUGGGCUAAUUGAGAGGUAUAAGGUGAGCGUGGCACCUAUUGUGCCACCCAUUGUUUUGGCCAUUGCUAAGUAUCCUGAUCUACACAAAUACGACUUGUCGUCGUUGAAGGUGCUCAAGAGUGGUGGAGCACCAUUGGGGAAGGAGCUUGAAGACACGGUCAGAGCUAAGUUUCCCAACGUCACGUUAGGCCAGGGAUAUGGAAUGACAGAGGCAGGGCCAGUGCUAACGAUGUCGUUGGCGUUUGCAAAGGAAGCUUUUGAUGUAAAAGCUGGGGCUUGUGGAACUGUGGUAAGGAAUGCAGAGAUGAAAAUUGUUGACCCUGAAACUGGUUCCUCUUUGCCACGUAAUCAGCCUGGAGAGAUUUGCAUUAGGGGUGACCAAAUCAUGAAAGGUUAUUUGAACGAUCCAGAAUCAACAAAGAAUACAAUAGACAAAGAAGGAUGGCUACACACAGGAGAUAUAGGGUUUGUGGAUGAUGAUGAUGAAUUAUUCAUUGUUGAUCGAUUAAAGGAGCUUAUCAAGUACAAAGGCUUUCAAGUUGCCCCUGCUGAGCUCGAAGCUUUGCUUCUUACUCACCCCAAUAUCUCUGAUGCUGCUGUUGUCCCAAUGAAGGAUGAAGCAGCUGGGGAGGUUCCUGUUGCUUUUGUGGUGCGUUCAAAUAACUCCGAGGUCACUGAGGAUCAAAUUAAGCAAUUUAUUUCUAAACAGGUUGUGUUCUACAAGAGAAUAAGUCGAGUAUUUUUCAUUGACGCCAUUCCCAAGUCACCAUCAGGAAAAAUCUUGCGCAAGGACUUGAGAGCAAAACUUGCUUUGGGCAAUCUUUAGAAUGAAAUCUACCAAUUUCUUUCCAAUAUAUUGAAAACUACUACUACUACUCAUCAUCAUCAACAUUAUACAUCUUAAGUUCAAUCCCUUCUUCUCUACCUCCAACUCCACCACAUUUAUGUAUUAUUCACCAUUCACUUCAUUUGAGAAAGAAUGUUAAUAAAAACAAUUUGUUAUCAACAACUGUAAUUUCUUCACAAUAUAUAUAAUGUUUAAUUAUUAUGAUUUCUUUUUAACA